CCGUGGUGGCGCGUUGUCUUCCGUCCUCCUGCAGCAGUCUGCAUAAUUUUUCUUUCUUUUUUGCAAUUUUGAACAUUUUACAAGACGAGGGUUCGAGGCAGGUGAGAGCAUCCUGCUCGUCGCGGAGGAGCCCGCGGGCACUUGGCGCGCUCUCCGGAGACCGUCUGCACUGGAAACCCGAAAGUUUUUUGUUUUUAUUUUCUUGUGCAGAUGUAUUUAUAAAGAUACAAGUAAUUUUUUUCCUUGUCUCCACCGCCUUGAAAGAGAGUACUUUUGGCAAAGGACGAAGGAAAAAGCUCAGCAACCUUUUGGGGGGCGGUUUUUUUUUUUUUUUAAGAAAAAGAUUUGAGUGCAUCGCGACGAGAAAAUGUCCCGACCGCUCCCCCUGAAUCCCACCUUUAUCCCGCCUCCCUACGGCGUGCUCAGGUCCUUGCUGGAGAACCCGCUGAAGCUCCCCCUUCAUCACGAAGACGCAUUUAAUAAAGAUAAAGACAAGGAAAAGAAGCUGGAUGAUGAGAGUAAUAGCCCGACGGGCCCCCAGUCAGCGUUCUUGGGACCCACCUUAUGGGACAAAACCCUUCCCUAUGAUGGAGAUACUUUCCAGUUGGAAUACAUGGACCUGGAAGAGUUUUUGUCGGAAAAUGGCAUCCCCCCCAGCCCUCACCAUGACCACAGCCCUCACCCUCCCGGGCUGCAGCCGGCUUCCUCAGCGGCCCCCUCUGUCAUGGACCUCAGCAGUCGGGCCUCUGCACCCAUUCACCCUGGCAUCCAGUCCCCGAACUGUAUGCAGAGCCCCGUCAGACCAGGUCAGCUGUUGCCAGCAAACCGCAAUACACCGAGUCCCAUUGAUCCUGACACCAUCCAGGUCCCGGUGGGGUAUGAGCCAGACCCGGCAGACCUUGCCCUCUCCAGCAUCCCUGGUCAGGAAAUGUUUGACCCUCGCAAACGCAAGUUCUCUGAGGAAGAACUGAAGCCGCAGCCCAUGAUUAAGAAAGCUCGCAAAGUCUUCAUCCCUGAUGAUCUGAAGCAGGAUGACAAGUACUGGGCCAGGCGCAGAAAGAACAACAUGGCAGCCAAGCGCUCCCGCGAUGCCCGGCGGCUGAAGGAGAACCAGAUCGCCAUCCGGGCGUCCUUCCUGGAGAAGGAGAACUCGGCCCUCCGCCAGGAGGUGGCUGACUUGCGGAAGGAGCUGGGCAAGUGCAAGAACAUCCUCGCCAAGUACGAGGCCAGGCACGGGCCCCUGUAGGACGGCAUUUCGGGGGGCUGGCUUUUGACUGGAUGGACCGUUUGUUUCCUGUCUUGUCGCAGCGCCACACCCGAACCAACCUUCCUGACAUCAGCACUUUCCCAGAGGCGUCGACACAACUGACUCACGUUUUGGUGUGUGUGCGCGCGCGCGCGCGCUCCUGUGUGUGGUCGCUGGUGUGCGUGCGCGCGCCCCUUUGCACUUGCCAUUUUCAGACGGCCCUCUCCCCUCUUUCAGUUCCACAAAAGAAAGGUGCCAUGUUUUUACUGGACUGUGAAGCCCUCUCGCGGGUUUUCCUGUCCCGCCCGCCUUCCCCACUCCUGCCCAGUCAGCGUGGCUUCGUGUUCGCUCUCACCUACUCAUCCAGGACCCUCUGCUUGGAUUCACUAGGAAAGGCCCUGGUAAAACAGUAGGUCUCAGUUUUCCAAACGACAAAGCUCUUGUUUCUGUUUGACCUGUAAGUUACCAUGCUAAUAAGGUGCACAGAGUAACUUAGCACUACACUUGCAGCUCUAUUCAGUUAUAGGUUGCUUUCCUCAUAUUUUCAGUUCUGGUGGUAAUCGUUUUGAAAUUAAAAGUGCUGUUUAGAUUUAUUAGAUCCCAUAUUUACUUACCGCUAUCUACUAAGUUUCCUUUUAAUUCUACCGACCCCAGAUAAGUAAGAGUACUAUUAUAGAACACAGAGUGUGUUUUUGCACUGUCGUACCUAAAGCAAUAAUCCUAUUGUACGCUAGAGCAUGCUGCCUGAGUAUUACUAGUGGACGUAGGAUAUUUUCCCUACCUAAGAAUUUCACCCUGUUUGGAAAAAAACACAAAAAUUACAGUAAUGCAUUUGAGCAUGCCCAGAACAUCCCCAGGACAGGGAAGCAGAGGGAAAUGCUAGGUCUAAGAAAGAGGGGUUAAUUUAUCAGUGUGUGAGCCAAAAAAAAAAUGCAACUUGGAACAGCUUUUGAUAUUGACAUGUUUGGUUUUGUUCUUCCCCCUCUCCCAUACCCACCCCCCACUUUUCUAGUUAACUUUUUCCAUAUCCCUCUCAAUAUUCAAAGCAAUUCAAUUACUUAAGAUUCAGUUUUCCCCAUUUUUUGUAAUAUAUAUAUUUUUGUGAAUUACACCUUGCUGUUUUUAAAAAUCAGUGAGUUAAGUUUAAUGAGUUGAUGUUUUGUAAGACCUGUUUUCCUAGUGGUGUCAUUUUUGAAUGCUUCAUAAAUUAACGAUUCUGGAGCUUAUGUUUCUUAUUCUCUGUUUGCUUUUGAACGGAUGUGCUUUUAUAAAGUGGACUUCUGAAAAAAAAUGAAUGUAAAAGACACUGGUGUAUCUCAGAAGGGGAUGGUGUUGUCACAAACUGUGGUUAAUCCAAUCAAUUUAAAUGUUUACUAUAGACCAAAAGGAGAGAUUAUUAAAGUGUUUAAUGUUUAUACAGAGUAAUUAUAGGAAGUUCUUUUUUGUACAGUAUUUUUUGGAUAUAAAUACUGACAAUGUAUUUUGGAAGACAUAUAUUAUAUAUAGCAAAGAGAAAAGGAAAACUAUUCCAUGUUUUAAAAUUAUAUAGCAAAGAUAUAUAUUCACCACUGUUGUACAGAGAAGUGCUUGGGGGUUUUGAAGUCUUUAAUAUUUUAAGCCCAUCACUGACACAUCAGCAUGUUUUCUGCUUUAAAAUUUUAUGACAGUAUCGAGGCUUGCUGUGAUGACUCCCGCUCUAAAACAUAUAAGGAGCUUUCUUGUUUCCUAUUAGGUCUCAGAAAAAGUCAGUUAUCACCCAAAAGCACAAAAUGGAUGUUAGUCAAAUAUUUAUUGGAUGAUACAGUGUUUUUUAGGAAAAGCGUCUGCCACAAAAAUGUUCACUUCAAAAUUGUCAGUUCCUGGAAUGGAAUAUCACUGCAAACGCCCCAAACAAUUCUGUUCUCCUCUGUGGGCACGUGCAUCUUAGGCAGUAUAAAAUUAAUAACGGUGCUAUGUGUAUGGUUUAUAAUUUGAUGGGUGUUUUGACUUUAAAGAUUGUUCUUUUGUUUCACUAAGUUGCAUAAUGUCAAGAGAUUCUGCGUUUAUUGCAAAGAAACAUUUUGUGCCAGAUAAAAAUACCUUUUCAUCAAUGGGACUUUCUAGUUUCCUGCCUCCAGAGUACCCAGUUCUUUAAUGGCCUGGUGGUCCCUUUGUCAACCCAUCAGCAGUUCUUCUUUCAUAGUGUUAUAGUCUCAGGAGACCCAACUAGUAGGAUGUUCCUACUAGGUAUCCGUUUUGUCCGAUGCUACAGGUUACAGUGGGAGAGGGAAGAAUAUUGGAGUUGAAGUACAUUGUUCAGGUAAAUAUCUCAUAAACAGACAGGACCUUUGGCAAUUUCCAGCAGAGCUGAAUGAGCAAUAUUCAGUCGGAGACACAAGUGGACACGGAAUUGGCCUUUGUAUCAGUAAAGAGACUGAUUGCAGCAGAAUUGUUAAAUGGCAGAAUCCACUAAAGCAGAGACAAAUGAUAUAUUUAAGUGCAGAAGUGUUGAAGGGAUUGUUGUAUCCUGGACCAUCCAAAUUCAUUGAAGUAUAAAAUGGUAGCUAAAAAAAAAUAUAUGUAUUUAAGCAGUGGUCGUUCUUUGAAUUAGGUUUUUUGUAUCAAAUGAGCAUCACAAAUGUUUUCUGCAGAAGAAAUGAAAAGAUCAUAAUAAACGUAUCUUCUGUGUGCCAGGAGAGGUUUCAGGAACCUACCUCGUCUUAAAAAAUGGAAAACCUUUGGAGUCUGUACAGGUGCCUUAUAUGUAGGUCGUUGUCACCACACACACAUGAGCACUCGCUCCUGGUCGCGCCACCCUCUGUCCAGGGCAGUUAACAAAUGAAUAAGGCAGUUCUGCUAGGUGGCGUGGGAGGCCGUGGCCCGACUUGAAAUGACUUGGAUCAACCAGGGUCAAAUGAGUUCUGCAGACUGCAGCUAUUAUAAGAGUCCUGUUGUCAUUUUUCACCUUUUCAUCAGAAGCAUCUUUCAGAGAUUAAUUACUUGGCCAUUAAAAAUGAAUCCAAAUCAUAUCAUGCCAACAUCAUUUAGACACGAUUUUGGAAUGAACGACCCGGGACUUCCUGACAAGGGCACAUCAUCAUUUCUUUUGACUAGACUUGCAAAGAAAGGCAAAAAUUGAUCAGCCUAUAUCUCCUGCUCAUGCUACUUUGAGGAGGUAGGUAGGGAACGGGAGAGCUGUAAGUGAUCACUUCCUUCUCUUGAGAAAGGUGCCACCUUUUGGCCAUUGAAACCCCACAUUGGGCAAGAUGGUGCUAGGCCUUUUAUCUGCAAAUGAGACAGACAUCUGCGAGACCAUCCCUUAAAGCGGAAGGCCCGGGAGUUCCAGGAGAGAGCAGAUGGGCGUCUGGCCUUGGGUGGGUAGGAAGCUGCACUAGAUACCCCACAGCUACCUUUCAACUCACCGGCUUUGUGAGGGAACUCAAAAUAAUCAGACAUACAUAUUGAAAGUCUCAGGUCUACUUUUGGAAGAGUCAGGAAGAAUUUUAAGUGGAUCCCUCCCCCAUGGCCCCAAAGUUUAACAACAGACAUUCUGUACAAUACAAAGUUAUGCUUCGCUUUUUCCAGUAGUUUAUCUAAUUGUCCCUUAAUGUUCCUCUUAGGAAAACUCAAACUUCAUCAGAGUUAAUCAGAGUGAUCCCAGGAGCAGGCCUGUUGGCCUGCUUGCUUGCUUGUGUGAGGGGUGUGGAGGCCCGGAUUUCACCCGGGGUCAGCAAGCUGCAGGUGAUUGGACACUAGGUGUUCUGUGUGCUAGACACCUGCUCUCACCCCCAGCUUCCUGCUCAGGGCUCCUUGGCCCCCGAAGUGGGGGCCAAGGUCUCCUCCAGGUUUUCUCUACAAUUAAUAGCAUCAUUUAAAAUAAUGAAAAAAGCCUUAGCCUAGAUCUUGAUGAAUUGGACUUGGCAACUGAUGUCAGUAUAUUUUGCAGAGGACCAAAUGUAUGGAGGGGUGUGUGUGUGUGUGUGUGUGUGUGAAUGUAUGCGUGCGUAUAAAUAUUUAAGUCAAGACAUAAAAUCUUUCAUUUUGGAGCACCUUAACGAACAUAACAAUAACCUCCCAUGAUCCUUUUGGCAACACCACAAAGAUUGCUUCUGUUAAACAGGUACCAGUUCACAUGAGGUCAGUUUAAUUGUGUACCACGAUAUUGGUGGUGUUUAUGCUGUUAAGUGCAAACCUUUGUCUGUUAUUCUUAAUGUUUAAUAAACUUUGAAUUUUUUUCCUUUC
Molecule: messenger RNA, 5467 nt
Organism: Rhinolophus ferrumequinum (greater horseshoe bat)
Lineage: Eukaryota; Metazoa; Chordata; Mammalia; Chiroptera; Rhinolophidae
Gene: HLF
Product: HLF transcription factor, PAR bZIP family member
Exons: 4
Coding region: 368-1246 (292 amino acids)
Biological process (GO): regulation of transcription by RNA polymerase II
Cellular component (GO): nucleus
Molecular function (GO): RNA polymerase II cis-regulatory region sequence-specific DNA binding; DNA-binding transcription factor activity, RNA polymerase II-specific
Source: RefSeq, a predicted model, not a curated record